Messenger RNA from Plectropomus leopardus (leopard coralgrouper), 894 nucleotides. RefSeq names its product F-box protein 36b (gene fbxo36b). Lineage: Eukaryota; Metazoa; Chordata; Actinopteri; Perciformes; Serranidae. The record is from RefSeq and is a predicted model, not a curated record. Gene Ontology annotation, molecular function: protein binding.
AUGGCGUCUCUUCUACCGGACCCGUUGUUUGAGAUAUCUGGAAACGGUCCUGCACCCAAUAAGAAUUUUUAUUAUUUUGCUAUCACCAAUUCAGAAGUGAUAUGGAGAUGGUGGAAGAUAUCUCCCAGAUUUGUUGACAGAUACUCCAAGCCUGGAGAACUGAAGGAGCCUCACCAGGACUUCUUGGGUGACACUUGGCUGCAGAGUGAAGUCAGUAUGGUUUUCGGUCAUCGAAUUUUGCAGUACACCAAGGCUUUGUGCCAAGGCCACUAUGAUUAUUUGGACCGCCUGUCUGACUCCUUACUUCUACGGAUAAUAAAUUAUCUAGAACUAGAGGAUGUUGGUCAGCUUGGACGAACAUCACACAGGUUCAGGCAGCUAUGUGGGUCAGAGGAGUUUUGGGAGCAGGCAGUGCGGCGGCACUGCAGCACAGUGUCGGCUGAGGUGGCAUCUCUGGCGCUUGAGGUCGGCUGGCGCAGCAUCUUCUUCACUAGCAAGCUGCAGCUGCAGAAGUUGAUCAGCCGCAGGAGGCUGAAGACCGAGGAGCAACAAGAAGGAGAGGUCACUGAACCAGGUGUAAUGGCAGAAGGAUCACCUGAUGAAAGCUCAGAGACAGACCAGAUAUCCGGUUCUGAGGACGAAUCUCACACUGGCAUUAUCCUCGAUCCAAGCCUUGGCAUUGAUCCUGGUACUGGCUUUGACACCAGCUCUUGCUGUAAUGUUGACCAUGACUCUAACCCUGAACCAGAGGCUGGCUCUGAUUCCAGCGUGCCUGCGCUUUGCCAACUGUUUGACGACAUAAAAACCUGUGCGAUGGCAACACCGGUGCAGAGCAGUGCACUGGCCAGCAGUAGAGGAGACUGCCGUGCAGUGCCAGAUAAGACAAUGAGUUAA